AUUAAAAAAAAAAAAAAUGAAUUCCCUAACCACAAUCAUCACACUCAUUUCCCUAAUCUCUUUCCAAAUCGAAUCCUACGCCAUAGUCUUCUCCAUCAAAAACAACUGCCCCUACACCGUCUGGGCCGCCGCCGUCCCCGGCGGAGGCCGCCGCCUUGACGGCGGCCAGACCUGGAACCUCGGGUUUCCCGGCGGGCCCAAACUCGCCAAGAUCUGGGCCCGGACCGGCUGCUCCUUCAAUUCAACCGGCCGCGGCGGCUGCCGGACCGGCGACUGCGACGGGUGGCUCCGGUGCCGGAAUUAUGGGUCGCCGCCGCACACCCUGGCGGAGUACGGCCUGAACUCCUUCGCCGGAAAGGACUACUACGACAUCUCCCUCAUGAAAGGGUUUAACGUCCCGAUGGAGUUUGCUCCGACGACGAACGGCUGCCGGCGGGCGGUGAAGUGCGCGGCGGACAUCAGCGGGCAGUGCCCGGAGCAGCUGCGGGCGGCGGGAGGGUGCCAGAAUCCGUGCACAGUGUACAAGACGGCGAAGUACUGCUGCGGCGGAGGGCGGCGGUGCCGGCCGACGGCGCUGUCGAAGUUCUUCAAGUCCCGGUGCCGCGACGCCUUCACGUUCCCGGAGGACGAUCCGACGAGCACCUUCGUCUGCCCGCCGUCGACCGAUUACAGGGUUGUGUUCUGCCCGAAUUAGAGAAAAGCAAAACGACGUCGUUUUGAUGAUGUAAGUAUAAGUAUGUGGAGGUAGCGUCGGUAAAUAAGAACAGAAUGGAUGCUUAUGCCGAAUUGAAUUGACGUUUUUCAUUAAUACA
Molecule: messenger RNA, 812 nt
Organism: Andrographis paniculata
Lineage: Eukaryota; Viridiplantae; Streptophyta; Magnoliopsida; Lamiales; Acanthaceae
Product: protein P21-like
Exons: 2
Coding region: 17-694 (225 amino acids)
Biological process (GO): defense response
Cellular component (GO): extracellular region
Source: RefSeq, a predicted model, not a curated record